AUGGUUGGUCGGACGAGACUGACUCUUGUACAAAUGCAAACCGUUAUCGCGCAGAUAGAGGCGAUAUUGAACGAUCGGCCUUUAAUGCGCGUUCUAACUGACAUCAUAAGCUUUGAGCCACUUACUCCUGCCCAUCUACUCUACGGUCGGCGAAUGAUGACACUACCGUCUCAUUAUGCAGCAGAUGAGGAGUUAGAAGAUCCAAUCUAUGGGCGAGCUACGGAACCCCUGAUUCUAUCCAAAGCCUACCUUCGAACGCGAAAUGUUUUAAGUGCUUUCUGGCGCAGAUGGAGCACCUUCUAUCUCCCGUCCCUGCGAGAACACCAGCAAGCAACAAAAGGAACCCUCAAAGAAGUGAUCAAGAUUGGUGAUGUCGUGCAAAUUCAUCAAGAAGGUGAAAGAUCAGAGUGGAAGCUAGCAGUAGUGGAACGACUUAACCGAGGAGCGGAUGGUAUGGCACGUUCGGUUGAAAUACGGACGGCACAGGGAAGAACCAAUCGUCCCAUUAACAAGCUCUACCCGCUGGUGUUUGAGCCGGCGGAAACAUUGAUCAUUGUGUCAAAAUAA
Daphnia carinata is the source of this 567-nucleotide messenger RNA. RefSeq lists its product as uncharacterized. The record is from RefSeq and is a predicted model, not a curated record. The transcript has a single exon. Lineage: Eukaryota; Metazoa; Arthropoda; Branchiopoda; Diplostraca; Daphniidae. The coding region runs from base 1 to 567 and encodes 188 amino acids.